GUGCCCUCUGCCUCUAAAUUAUUCACCAAAUUUGUUUCGUCAUGCCUGUUGUAGAAGAAUAUAAAUAUCCUCAUUCUUAUUUUACACCUGAACCACAUUGCAUUCCAGGGUGAGUAAGUAAUUAUUACUUUAGAGGUGCUACUUUGGUAGACGGUUGCUUGGAUUUUGGCGAAUUUUUUUUUGUGGUGAGCGAUACGACUUAUGGUAAACCCAUUGCUGGACAAGUUAUUUAUGAUACACAGGGUACCUUCCAGGAUUCGGUCCACAUAAGCUCUACCAGUUUGGAAAAACAUAUGGUAACAUGACUCAUCAUAUAAUGUCGAGACACCCUGUGGCUGGAGGCAGGCUUGGGAACAUAUUAUGCUCAUCAGAUGACAGGAAAAGAAAUUUCGAUUAUGACAUGUACGUGAGAAGUCACGAAAAGUCUCCACAAUGUGUUACACUGCGGAACGACAUGGUAACUGGAUAUACAGGUCACGUGCCUCGAAAGGAUUUUUAUUGCGGAAAGAACUAUCAAGAGAGAUGUCGAAGGGGCAAUGCAGAAUUUGAAAGAAUGAAAAGGGAAAACUCUUGUAGAGACAUUUGCAGUAAAUAUGUACCACCGGCUGAUAUACUGCCUAGAACGAUAGUUUUCCAAAAGAGGUUGCACGAAAGGCCGCACCACAGAAAUAUUCCAUCUUACGCCACUUUCACAAACCCCAUGAAUUAUGGCCUUUCCGUUUAUGAGAUGAGUGAUCUGGAUCCGAGGAAAACAUAUAUGCCAGGUUACACUGGCUAUUACACAGGCAAAUGUUUUGACACCGGUGUGACACAUUCAGCAGGAGCUCAUCAAGAUCUAUGCGAUUUGACAAGUUCCAGACUCGAACGUCUGGUUGCUGAGAGGCGACCAAAAAUUAGUGAUUGGUACAAAUGUCCAGUUGUGUAUGCAUCUGAACCAGUAACCUUAGAUGGCUAUCAUCUUCAGCUAUAUAGGCCUGCCAAGCCUGUCCCAGGAUAUGCCGGACACGUACCAGGUUUCCGAGACAGCUGCCAUGGUCAAACAUUUGGAAACUGCGCUGGACCCAUUUUACGGGAGAGAGAAUUAAUGUUUUGCGAAGGUUUAAGACAUCCAUAAAAAUAAAGAAUAUAAAAGCUACAAUUCUAAUUUUGUAAUUAAAAGUACAUUUCGUGUUUUCAGGUAAUAAAACUAUAAUUAGCUUA
Molecule: messenger RNA, 1200 nt
Organism: Stegodyphus dumicola
Lineage: Eukaryota; Metazoa; Arthropoda; Arachnida; Araneae; Eresidae
Product: ciliary microtubule inner protein 2B-like
Source: RefSeq, a predicted model, not a curated record